AAAUAGAUAAAAAUAAUGUAAUCAGAACUUGAGAUUUAGGCAGUAAUAGGAUUUACAGGUACAUUAAUUAUAUAAAUUAAAAGGGAGAAUAAUUCAAGGAUUAGUUUUGCAUCCUGAUAAUGAGGUAUUAAAUAAUCUAUUAGCUAAAAGCAUAUAAUAUAUCCAUUAGGUUCGACAAUUGUAGUAAGACAUAUAAUUACUAGAUAAUAAACAUUUUUAAGGUAUGGAUAUGUGAUAUAUAAUAAUAGAGGACAUGAUAAUUAGAUCUCUGUAAUAACAGUUUCUCGAAGUGGAGAUUAUGUUGCAUCUGGGUAGAAAACUUAUAUGGGUUUUUAAGCAGAUAUAAUAAUAUGGGAUUUCAAAGAAAGAAGCAUGAUUCAUAGAUUGAAAUUACACAAGGUGUUAAUUUAAUCAUUGAGUUUCUCUAAUAAUGAAUUAUAUUUGGCAUCAUUAGGAGGAAUUGAUGAUAAAAAUAUGUUGAUUGUUUGGGAUAUAAAAGCAGGGAAAGCUUUGUAUGGAACACCUAAUAGAGAUCCUGUAAAUUAAGUGUAAUUUUACAACUAAUCAGAUGAAAAGAUGAUAGCAGUUUUAAAUACAGGAGUAUAAAUAUUAACAAUAGAUAAAUUAAAUAAAAAGGUAUGAUUGUAAAUUAUAUAAAGAUUUAAUCAGUAGAUGUAAAUUUUGGAAAUGUAAAAAGAACAUUUAAUUGUGUAGCAAUUGAUAGAAAUGAUAAGUUCUGUUAUUGUGGAACAAAGACAGGAGAUGUAUUUGAAAUAUAAAUGGAUAUGGCAAUUUAUAAAAGAUUAGCACCAGUUAAGAAAUUGUUUUCAUAAGGAGUUAAUUGUUUGGGAUUACUGUAGAAUGGAGAUAUAAUAGUUGGUGCUGGAGAUGGAAUGAUAGCAAAGAUAUCUUAUUAAACAAUGUAAAUAGUAGCAAGUAGUGAAUUAUUGGGAGGAGUUACAUCAAUAUCAUUUACAAAUGAUUAAACUCAUUUUUUUGCAGGAACUAAUCAAAGUAAUAUAUAUUGGUUGGAUACUGAAAAAUUAAUACCUGAAUUAAGAAACACAUGUCAUUAUGAAAGAAUAAAUGAUGUAGCAUUUCCUCAUAAUUAUUCAGAUGUUUUUGCUACAAGUUCAUUAAAUGAUAUCAGAGUUUGGAAUGCUAAAAAUAGAUAAGAAUUAUUAAGAAUUUAAGUUCCUAAUCUAGAAUGUUGGGCAGUUUCAUUUAUGAAUGAUGGUAAAAGUAUUGUAAGUGGUUGGAGUGAUGGAAAAAUUAGAUCAUUUUUACCAUAAUCAGGUAGAUUACUUUAUGUAAUUAAUGAUGCACAUAUACAUGGUUGUACAUCCUUAACUUGUACUUCUGAUUGUUUAAGAAUUAUAUCAGGAGGAUCAGAAGGAGAAGUUAGAGUUUGGGAAAUUGGAAAAUAAACUUAAGUUAUGAAAUCUUCUAUGAAAGAACAUAGAGGAAGAGUAUGGUCUAUUUAAGUCAGAAGAAAUAAUGAAUAAGCUGUUAGUGCUAGUGCUGAUGGUUCUUGUAUUAUAUGGGAUCUUAAAUCAUUUACUAGAGUUAUGUGUUUAUUUGAAAGUACCUUAUUCAAAAUGGUUCUAUAUCAUCCUGAAGAAAGUUAAUUAUUAACUACUGGUAGCGAUAGAAAAGUAUUUUAUUUAUUUAUUUAUUUAUAGGUUACUUAUUGGGAAACAUUUGAUGGGUAAGCUAUCAGAAUGUUAGAUGGUUCUGAAGAAGGAGAAGUUAAUGCAUUAGCUAUUACAAAGGAAGGAGAACAUUUUGUAUCUGGAGGAGAAGAUAAAGAAGUUAAAUUAUGGGGUUAUGAUGAAGGAAUCUGUUAUUUCAAAGGUUAAGGACAUUCAGGUACUAUCACUAGAGUAUGUAUUCUCUUUCUUAAUUUAUAGAUUACUAUUAGUCCAGAUUAAAAAACUAUUAUUUCAGUUGGAGCAGAAGGAGCCAUCUUUAUAUGGAAAAUGCCUGAAUCUGUUAUCAAUUCUAAAGCCUAAUAAGAGUUACCUACUGUUUAAAGUAUUAAAAACUAAAAUCAUAAUCCUUAAUUAUCUUAAUAAUAACAAUUAUAAUAAUCAGUACCUAAAGAUGCAUAAUCAUAAAAAUCUAAUCCAGUUGCUAAAUCAGUCAAAUCAAACACCAAAUCAUCUAAAAAAUGA
Messenger RNA from Paramecium sonneborni, 2174 nucleotides. Lineage: Eukaryota; Ciliophora; Oligohymenophorea; Peniculida; Parameciidae. The record is from the annotation of a GenBank genome assembly.